Molecule: messenger RNA, 630 nt
Organism: Peronospora farinosa
Lineage: Eukaryota; Oomycota; Peronosporomycetes; Peronosporales; Peronosporaceae
Source: the annotation of a GenBank genome assembly
AUGACACCUCGAAGCGUCAAUAAACGUUACGGUCCCGUUGUCCACCUUGAAGACUUGCGCAAGUGUUUUAAUAUGCCCAUUGCUGCCGUCGCCCAGAAAUUUGGAAUUUGUGUGACAUUACUCAAGAAAAUCUGUCGACAUCAUGGGAUUCAACGCUGGCCACAUCGUCAGAUUCGUAGCUUGGAAAAGAGUAUCGACAUGUUACGCGAGUCUUUGGAUUCAGCUAAAGGCACAAACAAAGAUUAUGUUGCCAAGAAGAUUAUGGCCUUUGAGUACACACUCGAGUGUAUCAUACAAGACCCUAAUGCAGCAGCUAAAGGCAUCUUGGCCGGACGAUUGGCUUCGCCUGCUACUGAAGAGACGAACAAGCGUGGCAAUCGAGCCAAAAGUCGCAGAUUAAAGACACGAGCUGCAAUGUCGGAUAAUGAAGACAAAGUUUCAGGUUCUACUGAUGUUUUAUCAGUAAAGACGAUGCCGAGACAACAAGAUUGGAUGCCAAAGAGUGGGUCCAGGCGUCUCAAUACGCGUCGAGCGAGUUUACCCAUUAGAAACGCCCUGCAAGACGCUCUCUUAGAAGGAGGAAUUGCUGUAGAAGACAGUGUCAAUGAGAUCAACAGUUUGACAAGGUGA